Molecule: messenger RNA, 733 nt
Organism: Ceratotherium simum simum (southern white rhinoceros)
Lineage: Eukaryota; Metazoa; Chordata; Mammalia; Perissodactyla; Rhinocerotidae
Source: RefSeq, a predicted model, not a curated record
GGUUCCAGAACAUCUUGUGAAGAGCGUUACUUGGCAGACGCUGCAAGCUGUAAAUUUUUGCCAUAAACACAAUUGCAUUCAUAGAGAUGUGAAGCCAGAAAAUAUCCUCAUCACGAAACAGUCGGUGAUCAAGCUUUGUGACUUUGGAUUUGCUCGGCUCUUGACUGGACCGAGUGACUACUACACAGACUACGUGGCCACCAGGUGGUACCGCUCCCCGGAGCUGUUGGUGGGGGACACGCAGUACGGCCCCCCGGUAGAUGUUUGGGCAAUUGGCUGUGUCUUUGCUGAGCUGCUGUCAGGGGUGCCUCUGUGGCCAGGAAAAUCCGACGUGGAUCAGCUCUAUCUGAUUAGGAAAACCUUGGGUGAUCUCAUUCCCAGGCACCAGCAAGUGUUUAGCACGAAUCAGUACUUCAGUGGGCUGAAAAUUCCAGACCCUGAAGAUAUGGAACCACUGGAAUUAAAAUUUCCAAACAUCUCUUAUCCUGCCCUGGGGCUCUUAAAGGGCUGUCUCCACAUGAAUCCUGCCGAGAGGCUCACGUGCCAACAGCUUUUACAGCACCCGUAUUUUGACGGCAUCACAGAAAUGGGAGAUUUGGCAAAACAGCAAGACAAACCAACAAGGAAGACCCUCCGACAGAGCCAGAAGCACCUGCCGGGGGUGAAUACGGGGCUCUGCUUACAGAGGCUCUCACACCUGCCCCUGGUGCCGGGCUUGCGUCUGUACCUGGGG